CCGGCCUGAGCGGCGCUUUGUCCCUCGACUCUUUUGGCUCUUUCGGGUGUCAGAGUCCGCCGCGUUGGUUCCUCUUUCGUUUCGUUGCCCUUCCGCCCAGCACGACGACGACGACUCCGCCGCCAGUGCCACGAGUGUUGUAGGGUCACCGAUGCGGCCGUGGGGGUCACCGAGGCAGGCGACUCGCGGCCCGCGCGAUGCAGGGAGGAGCCUGGGCGAGGAGGAGAGCCGUCGUCUCGCUCGCCCUCGGGAUUGUAUUCUUCACCAGGCUGGUGUCUUGUCAAGCCUGCAGUGCAGAAUUCUACAAAACGAGUAACAACAUCUGUUGCAAGCUAUGCCGCGCCGGAACUUACAAGGCAGUGGACUGCACAGAGAAUGGAAAGGAUGCUUUCUGUUUGUUGUGUCCCGAGGGCCUCUACAUGGAGACAGAAAACCACGCCACAUCCUGUAACCCGUGUAAGAAAUGUGGAAAAGACGAAACCAUUAAGACUCCAUGCACUAUCGCAUCGAAUACCCAGUGCCGGUGCAAAGAGGGCCUUCAGUGGAAUCCAGAGACCAGAACUUGUUCGAUGACCGAGCCAGGUGCGAUAGUAAAACCAGUGACACAUUUGGCCGUGUUCAUUCUUAUUUUAUUGCUGAUUUGGAUCGCUCGAUAUAUGUGGAAGUUCUUCAAAAAUCUAAAACAAACAUGGGAACGAAAGGAUCAACUACCCAUGUUCCGGCCACAGUCAGACGAGUUGGAAAUGCUGAUUACAAAUGUUAAGGCCGAGCAGGACGGACCGGCGUUCUUUUUACUGAAAAACAAGAAGAGGGAUUUGAAGCUCUGGCUCAGAGUCAACCCAGAGCACCUUCUGGAGCACCUCGACAGCAACAAUCUGAUGUCACGUGACUUCUACAAACGAGCCACAGCCUUGCCUCCUGAAGAACGCAUCGACGCUGUGCUCACACAUUUCAUGAUGGGCGGAGAGCACCAAUGUCGUGUCCUGCUGAGGGCUCUUUUUGAUGUGAGAAAGACUUACGCUGAUGUGUGGAAUUGGCUGAUGGAUACGGACAGGAAGGUGAAGUUAAUCAUCGUGGAAGGACAGUCACUGAGAGCUAUUCGCAUGAAGAAACUUGAACUUAAGCAAUGGCUGAGCUCCAAUCCGAGCCACCUUGUGGACAAGUUAAAAAAAUACGGGUUCCUGACAGCUUACAAAGCGCCUUCGUUCACAAACAGCGAGGAAUGCACCUUGAAUGUUCUGAAUCACUUCAUCGACCGAGGGGACAAAGGCUGCGAGAAGCUCCUGUUUGCCCUUCAAGCCGUGCACGUCCACUACGCCCACUUACACACGUGGCUGCGCUCUCUCGGUUUCUUCAUGGAAAUUCUGAACAAUUCCCCCUUAUUUAUCAUGCAACGUAGCGACGCUGAACUCAGCAAUACUCUGCAGAAAUGCCUCCCCAAGCUGAUAAAUAUACUGCAAAGUGAUGUAAAAUUUCUUGUACGUCACCUCCUCCAACAAAACCUCAUCACUAAGGAGACAGAGGCGACGUUGCUUGGAGAGGCAACGGAGAUGAAGAAGUCUGUCACGCUGCAGGAUGUCGUGAAGAAACAUCCGCGUUGCGCGAGCAAACUGUGGGAGAUCGUGUGGGGUCUCCGAGAUUCCCACCCACAGCUCACAGAGUUUUGUCUGCAGCUUUGAGCCCCCCCCCCCCCUUCCAAAAGUAAUCUUUGGUUGAUUAUAACAUUUAUGCAAACAACAAAUUCACAGCCAGUCAGCUUCAAGGGGAAUUGCAUAUGGGUGGGUGGAGACAGUAGGUGGGCACAUCUCUGCUUUAUUGACCUGGUCAAGGCUUAUGAUACCAUCAACAUGCCAGGGCUGUGAGCAGUUGUUCAUCCUUUCGGAGUCCCUGACUCUCUGUUCACAAUCAUUAAGGGCCUUCAUGAUGGUGGACAGGCCCGGGUAAAGCUACGUCGCCAGGAGUCAGAGCCAUCCCCUGGUCACCUUCUAUUUGGCCGCAUAAAGGGGGCUAAACGGGCACGACAUGGGCUGGAGAAGAGAUGGUCUGAUGCGGUAUGUGAUGAUGUAGCGCUGAAUAGACUUGCCGACGACUGGUACCAGUGGUGUCAAGAUCGGCCUCUAUAGAGGAGGCUCGUGAAGGACGCUGCUAGGCAAUUUGGAGGCAGUCGCCCUCCAGCAACAACGGAGGGCAGAGGAGCAACGCUCACAACAAUGAGCAGAGCACCCAGCGGCUAAAACGCAGCAAGUCGGCACAGUAGGGGGCACAGCUGGUAGUGCAUCUACCGGUCAUCUCAGUCAGCCAAUCCAUGGCACCUGUUGGGUCUGUCCCGAGACUUGUCAGCGAGCCUUCGACACUUCACGUGGCCUCAAAGUGCACUUGGCCUGGCAUAGGUACCGUGGUGAUGUCACCGUCACUUAGUGGCGAAUGGCGGCUGUAUUGGUGGGUGGGGACAGUUGUGGUGGGUGGGG
Messenger RNA from Lethenteron reissneri (Far Eastern brook lamprey), 2468 nucleotides. RefSeq lists its product as uncharacterized. Gene Ontology annotation, cellular component: plasma membrane. The record is from RefSeq and is a predicted model, not a curated record. Lineage: Eukaryota; Metazoa; Chordata; Hyperoartia; Petromyzontiformes; Petromyzontidae. Gene Ontology annotation, molecular function: protein binding.